Molecule: messenger RNA, 1372 nt
Organism: Hyposmocoma kahamanoa
Lineage: Eukaryota; Metazoa; Arthropoda; Insecta; Lepidoptera; Cosmopterigidae
Product: protein DPCD
Exons: 3
Coding region: 285-1004 (239 amino acids)
Source: RefSeq, a predicted model, not a curated record
UGAACGUCAUUCUGAUGGGUUUGUUUUAUCCCGAACGAGUGACGAAAAAUUUUAAUAGAUGUCAUAACAAUAACCUCAAAAAUGUCAAAAAUACUGCAAAAACACAGUCAAAUCACAAUAAGAUUUUGUUUUUUGUACGCAGUAUCGCAUAAUAAUUAAGAGAUUUAAUCAACACAUACUUCAGAAACCAUGCUGUUGCAUUUUUAAUGUAUAAUUGAAGGUGAUAAUCGUUUCCAUAGAAACAAAACAACGUAGUGUUAUUAAUAUACUCUUUUUGCAAAACCAUGAAAAGAAAAUGUUUGAUCGAAGUUUUUGACAGUGACGAUCUCGAAGUCUUAGGAAAGAAAUUUAAUGGUAUUUUAGCGAGUAUUCCUAGAGCAACAGCGAUGUAUAAAAAUACGAUUUGGUAUCAAUCUCUCCAAGCGGCAGAAAAAUCAUGUUUAAAGGAAGAUAAAAUUAAAAAGAUUCACUACAAAUUUCAAGAUGAACGGGAAAUGGUCGAGGAGUAUAACACAGACACCCAAGUUUUACUACGAAGGGCUUGGAAGCUUAAAGGGAAGUUUGGAGUCGAUGAGAAAUGGGAGGUCGAAGUUGGGGACUCAAUCCCGAAUGCCACUACUGUGAAUACUGAUGCUGCAGAUAUUAUGGAAUGUCAGGAUCAGCCUCAACUUGUUAGACGCAAUACAAGAAUAAAUCUAGAAUGGCGGAUUAGAAACCUGCCAUACCCUAUAGAAACCUACUCUAUAAGUGCCAAUAAUGACGAAAAAUGUAUUGUAAUCCGUACUACCAAUAAGAAGUAUUUUAAGAAGCUACAAGUACCAGAGUUGACAAGACUCAAUUUACCAAUAGAACAAGCUGAUAUACAGUGUAUUCAUAAGUAUAACACUUUGAUUAUUACAUAUAAAAAACCUCAACAGCUGCUAGAAAUGGAAAAGCACUGGUAUGAACAGCUGAAGGAUGUAAAACCAGUGAAGGACAUUCCCAAUGAUUGUAAAGCACAAUGAAAAUUGUGUUUUAUAAGUGCAACUGCAAUGUUUCUAUUAUAUCACAUUUUGUUUAUUCUAUAUUAAUUAAAGAUUCCAAAAUCCUUGAUAUGUUUUUUGCUUGUAUAAUGUAACAUUUUUGCUCAGUUCAUAAACAUCAAAUACAAAUUAUAUUUUCUCCCAACAAACAAAGACCAAUUUUACAUAACAAACUAGCGACUCGUUUUAUAAAAUAUAUACAGGGUGCUCCAACAGACACUCACUCCACUCAGAAAAAAUUCCUUCGAUCCGGUCGGAGUAAUUUUACAAAAAAUAUUUGAAAAUCAAUUCAAUAAAAAUUUAAUUAAUUGGCAAUCUUUAGUUGCAAGAACAAUUAAAUUUUGCCCAAC